AGGAAGAAGAGACGCAGAUAUAGAAGGGGAGAGAGAGAGAGGGAGAGGGAGUGAGAGAGAGAGAAACAGAGAAACAGAGAGAGUGCAGAGCCUCAGAGCGCAGCUCCCGCUCCUACACGAAGAAAAGAAAUACGGAACAGACAAGGGAGAAGAAGAAGAAGGAGGAGGAGGAGGAGUGUGAGCGUCCACUGGAGGCGACACCUGUCAGAUCGUCACUAAAACAACAUUUGGUUAAUUUAAGCAAAAAUAAUCCUGAUACGCAAACGCCCAGAAUCCACGGGGAUUAACGGAGACUGGCAGCCCGGUGUCUGCGCUGUAGUUCACAGUUAGGAGACGCGGAGCUGCGAAAGAAGAGAAGAAAGAGAGAAAGAGAGUGAGUGUAUAUUUGUGUUUGUGUGUGUGUGUGUGUGUGUAGAUAUAUGUUGAUGAGUGCUUGUCGCUUCCACGUCAUGAAAAGACAUUGUGGAGUUGAAGUAGUGAAGUUGCCGAGGGAAAGAUGCCGACUGACGGCUGACAGACAGAGCCGGGAGGAGUCGAGGACAGAGGGACAGAGAGAAAACACUAUCGCAGACUCAGUAAACAUCACUCAGCUCUUCUACUGAAGCAGGCGUCAGACUGAGACUACUGUGAGGAUAAUCAGCCAGAAGUCCGUCUCCCCAACCUGUUGGUGAACUCUUCACACUGAUCACAGCAACCUUAGUGUGGAGCACAUACAGAACACACUCUCAUCUGACUCUGCAGCCUAAAAAAAAGAUCUGUGUCGGCUGAAAAGGAAGGAAUCUAACAUUUAACAAAAGACCCAGGAGAGGCUGAAACUGAUAGAGUUCACAGCUACCAGACUCCGUAUUCAUCACAUCACAGGUCGACCUGUCCAUCACAGCCUCCACGUAUGCUUCUCGCCAGAACUGAACAGUGACAUUUCAUUAAUAACAAUUUACAUUCCCUACAAUCUGCUUGAGACGUGAGCACCGAUCCAACCAGUUGUAUUUAGGAGAAACACCUGAAAAGUCCAAGGGAGCUGUUCUUGUUCCUGCAUGAAACACUUUGCAUGAACAUCCAGGAUUGUUGUUGACUUCAAGAAGGUUCCCUGAGACUUCAACCGCCUUCUGACUGCCUGCCACAUCGUACCAUUUGGUUGUGGAGGAGUUGCAUCAGAAUUAGGCCUCUGGACAUUCACAGAUGAUGACUUAAGUUGGCAGGCCUGAAAGCCCCUUACCCAAAAAAAUAAAUAAAUAAGCAGAGAAGAAGAGGGAUCUUGGCAGCGGGACACACAAACACAAAUGAACAUGCCGAGGCGUCUCUGAGCCAUGCUGGUACUGGAGCCCUGGAGUAUUGGCUAUCAUCAUCCCUAUCAUCAUUUGCGCAUGAUAAAGGAGAUUCAACAGCCCAGAGGAACGAGUCUGCACUUCUGAACGAUUCAAAGGAGACUGGGAGACGGAGCUUUGCACACAUACAUACACACACACACACUCACACACACACACACACAGUCUCAGAGGUCUGCAGUGACAUCUUCAAUCACACACACACAGUGAUACCACUCUUCAGAAAUCCUUGAUUCAGGAUAAAAGCUGCAGUGGGCGUAAAAGGCACAAAGAGUGAGCAGGACUUUAUUCCAACAUGGCUGCUGAGAGUCUGGCCGAGCUCCGUGACUGGCUCUUUCUGCUUCUUCUGUGCCUCACCUUAUUGGCUGAGGUGCUGGAACUAGCCGCAGCGGCAAUCGCUAUGGAGACAGGCGAGGGAGAUGAUGGCAUUGUUUGUCCCUCAGUGUGCCGCUGCGAUGAAGGCUUUGUCUACUGCAACGACCGUGGACUCAGCUUAAUUCCUCCAUUACCACUAAUGGCUGCCAUCCUCUACUUACAGAGCAACCGGCUGACAAAUGCUGGGUUGCCACCGUCGCUAGAGCGCAGCAAUUCUAUACGAGUGAUUUAUCUGUACGCCAACCAAUUAGAUGAAUUUCCGAUACACCUCCCGCCCUCAUUACGAGAGCUUCACUUGCAGGAUAAUAACAUACGAACGUUACCGAGGUCAGCAUUGGCCAAAUUACCAUUACUAGAACGCUUACACCUGGAUGAUAACUCUAUAUCUACGGUUAGCAUCCAGGACAGAGCUUUUUCUGGAACUCCACGGCUUCGAUUGCUUUUUCUGUCUCGAAACCAUCUGUCCAGCAUCCCUGCAGGUUUGCCAGCCUCCUUGGAAGAGUUGCGACUAGAUGACAACAGAAUAAGCACUAUUCCUACGCAUGCCUUCCGAGGUCUCUCCUCACUGAGACGCCUAGUUCUGGAUGGGAACCUGUUGGCUAACACACGCAUAGCAGAUGACACAUUUUCACGUCUCUCCAAUCUGACUGAGCUAUCACUGGUCAGGAAUGCUCUGCAGUCACCUCCUGUCAAACUGCCCACUGCUCACCUGAUACGACUACAUUUGCAAGACAACGGUUUGACCCACAUACCACGGGGAGCGCUGGAUGGUAUGAGACGGCUACAAAAGUUGGACCUGUCAGGGAACAAUCUGACCAGUCUCCCUCGAGGCCUCCUGAAAGACACAGAGAGUCUGGAAAUGUUACUUCUACGAGGCAAUCCCUGGUACUGUGGCUGCAACCUUCGCUGGCUUCAUGCAUGGCUUCAUGGCAGGGGGUCAGGGGUGACAGUCAGAGGUCUUACCUGUCAAGGGCCUGAGGCAGUAAGGGGUCAGAGCUUGAAAGACCUCACCUCCCUAAUGGAACAGUGCGAAAGCCCCCCUGCUGGUCCAAGUACUGGACUUGGGAUAAACCCAGGUGAAAAAGAUGGUGGAGGAGAGGACAGUGUUAGAGUGGGCUCAGCAGGGGCUUCCGUCCCUCAUGGUAUCACCACCACCCCUUCUUUGUUGAUCCCUACACAAGGUUCACUCUUUACCCUGCGAGCCAAGUGGCCAGAUCUUGUGAUGCCUCUUCCACCCAGUGAAGGAGGACAUGUAUCUGGAGAGGCUUUGGAGCUGACUGUAAAGCAUCUCUCUUCGGACAGUGUACUGGUCAGUUGGCUCUGCCCAAAGCCAGCACCCUCCUUUCGCUUGUCCUGGCUAAGGCUGGGAAGCAGUGCAGCUCUCGGUUCAAUUACAGAAACUUUGGUUCCUGGAGAGAGGACACAGUACCUCCUUAACCAGCUCACCCCACGCUCACAUUACCUCAUCUGCCUCCUGCCACUACGACAGGACCACCCAUUUGGAGGGCCCAGUAUGGGAACAUCUCGAACAGGCAGUUCGGGCAUAGGAAUGGACAUAGACAAUAAAGACUCUGUUCCUACCUGUGCUAAAAUAGAGACUGGAGAGGCUCAGGUUAGCACAGGCGGAGACCGGUCAGAAAAAGACGGACAGGACUCAGAGCUAACAGCCCUGCCUUUAGCAGGGAUCAUUGGGGGUGCCACUGCAUUAGUAAGCCUGCUGUUAAUAUUUGGCAUCUUCUGCUGGUAUGGACAAAGGGCAGGUUAUAUGUCUGGGGACUCGGGCUCAUACAACAGGGGACGGGGUGGAAAACAUUACGAUGACUAUGUCGAGUCAGGCACCAAGAAAGACACUUCCAUUUUAGAAAUCAGGGCUCCUCCCCCUGGGUUUCAGAUGACAGCUAUGACCCAUCAACCACUUCAGCCCAAGCUAGAGGACGUCACCUAUAUCCACACUAUUUUCCCUUCCUCUUCCUCUUCCUCCCAAGCCAAUGGGACCUACCGGAGCAACCACGUAGCUGGCAGCCUCAACGGCACCAUCCUCAGCCAAACCAGCCACCAUCACGUCACUUAUGGUACCAACCGUGGCUACAGAGAUGGUGGCAUCCCUGACAUAGAUUACGCUUACACGUGAUGACACAGGGACAUGCUCCCGAGGCCACUAAUACCAGGGGUGUUAGUUGAUAUAACGACCCUUGAGCUUGUGGCCAUUUUGUCCAUGGUUUCCAAAGUACCCUCUGUGCCUCUGCUGGUUCAAUUCUGAUUGGUUUAUUAGGUAGA
Messenger RNA from Cynoglossus semilaevis (tongue sole), 3977 nucleotides. RefSeq names its product fibronectin leucine rich transmembrane protein 1b (gene flrt1b). The transcript has 3 exons. The record is from RefSeq and is a predicted model, not a curated record. Bases 1621 to 3831 code for a protein of 736 amino acids. Lineage: Eukaryota; Metazoa; Chordata; Actinopteri; Pleuronectiformes; Cynoglossidae. Gene Ontology annotation, molecular function: protein binding.